GGAGAGCGAGGGAGGCUGUGGGCGGCGAGAUGUCUGUCAGCUGACUUGGCCGUACCUCUUGCCGAAGUCACAACACCGUGUCGGUUCUUCCUGACAGGUACAUGUAGCAGCUUCUCCACCGAGGCUCUGGCGUGGGAGACCGCGGCGGGUUAUGUUUCCCCGAGACGGGGGAGGGGAGGCGGAGGACCGCGCGCCACACUGCUCCGCCAUGGCGGCCGAAAUCCAGCCUCGUCCGCAGGCUCGGAAGCCGUGCCUGCUGAGCAAAAUCGAGGCUUUCCCGGAGGCUGUGACCGCGGCGGCGAUCAUCCCGAAAGAAGACGGGGUGAUCAGCGUUUCUGAGGACCGAACAAUCCGAGUUUGGCUGAAGAGGGACAGUGGUCAGUACUGGCCAAGUGUUUACCACAACAUGCCAUCCUCAUGUUCCUGUAUGUCCUUUAACCCAGAGACCAGAAGGUUAUCUGUAGGUAUGGAUACAGGAAGUAUCUGUGAGUUUGUUCUGUCAGAGGACUACAACAAAAUGACCCCGGCACUCACAUACCAGGCCCAUCAGGGCAGAGUGGCGGUGGUGCUCUUUGUGUUGGAGAUGGAGUGGCUGCUGAGCACCGGCCUGGACAGAAACUUCACCUGGCACUGCUCUGAGAGCGGCCAGCAGCUGGGGACGUAUCGCACCGCGGCCUGGGUCUCAGGACUGCAGUUUGAUGUGGAGACCAGGCACGCCUUUGUAGGGGACCAGUCUGGUCAGGUGACCAUCCUGAAGCUGGAGCAGGACAGCUGCAGCCUGGUUACCACCUUCAAAGGACACACAGGUAAUGUGACGGCGCUGUGUUGGGACCCGGCUCAGCGGGUGCUGUUUUCCGGCAGCUCUGACCACUCCAUCAUCAUGUGGGACAUCGGAGGGAGGAAAGGCACUGCCAUCGAACUGCAGGGACACAAUGACAAAGUCCAGGGCCUCUGCUAUGCCUCACACACCCGCCAGCUCAUCUCCUGCAGCUCAGAUGGCAGCAUCGUCAUCUGGAACAUGGACGUGACUCGGCAGGAGACUCCAGAGUGGCUGGACAGCGACUCCUGUCAGAAGUGUGAGCAGCCUUUCUUCUGGAACUUCAAACAGAUGUGGGACAGUAAGAAGAUCGGCCUGCGACAGCACCACUGCAGGAAGUGUGGCCAGGCCGUGUGCGGCAAAUGUUCCUCCAAGCGCUCCACCAUCCCCCUCAUGGGCUUCGAGUUUGAGGUGCGGGUGUGUGACAGCUGCCACGAGUCCAUCACCGACGAAGACCGAGCUCCCACUGCCACCUUCCACGACAGCAAGCACAACAUUGUUUACAUGCACUACGAGCCCACCACGGGAAACCUGCUCACCUCCGGCACCGACAAGGUCGUCAAGAUAUGGGACAUGACUCCUGUGGUGUCGUGAGUUUCCGUGGACAUGGGACAGCAUUUUGGCCGACUGACCAGUCGCACUUCGAUGAGAAAGAGGAAACAGCUUCUGUGUCAUCUGGAUAAUAUUUUAUCGCCAUUUAGGAACGAAGCCUGGGUUGCUGCGUUCUCUCACAGCGACGACACGGCCGGCCCGAGAGAAGCCUGAGAACGAUGCAACGUCUUGCUCAACACGAGGUCACAGACUGGUUGGUCUUUGAUUGAUAUCUGGAGUAAUCAUGCUUGUACUCUGGGAUGAUUUCUGGCAUUUGAUCUUGUAAGAAAUGUAAUAUCUUAUAAUUGUAGUCUGCUCUCAAAGAUUUUUCAACCUGCUUUUUUUUAUUUAAUUACUUUUCCCUUUAAAGGUAAUUGGUCAACAUUUCCUGUAACAUUUUUAAUGUUAUAUUUCAGACAGUUAACCUCCAACAACAUUCCAACAUUUCCAACAAAAUGUUUUGGUCUCUUCUGAACAGUGAUUGACUUUGAAUCCAUAAAUAUCAGCUGAUGCAGGUUUGGAAGUGAUAAAGGAAGUAGCAUUAGGGCGGCUUGUCCCUUUAAUCCAGCCUCUUUGAGUUAAUUUUGUGAAAUAAUCUGGUGAAAAUGGCUGUCGCAUGAACAUAUUCUGAGCAGAGAGCCAUCAUGUAAUCUCAAUUAACGUAGCAAUAGAUCUUCACUCCCUACAAAAUAAAAUUCCCUCAUCGUUCCUCAAGCAGGCAUUUUUUAAUGAAAGUAAAAUUAUGCUUUGUAUCACAGGCCAGAUGACAUCACUGCUCAAUGGCCUGAUGCAUUAUGGGAAGCUUUAGCUCUGCUUGAGUAAUUCUGUUAGAAAUAAAUAAAAAUGGAAGAAGUGCAGCCUAACUUCUUAAACCAUUGCAACAAAUUUGAUGUUAAAGUGCAGCUGCCAGAAUAAUGGUUUGUUUGUGUUGCAUGAGUGCAGCAUCGUCCAUUUCAGAAACACACGGGAAGCCUCACAGAAUCUGUUUGGUUCUGGAUUUAAAGCCAGUUUAAGCUCCAGUUGUUAGGCCUCCUGAUGUGCGUUUGGGACUCGGACCAUGCUGUGUAACAACAUCGUCUACGUCCUGUUAAGUGCUUGUCGGCAUUUUCUCGAGAUUAUUUAUUCUAAGUGUUUGUUUCAUAUAUGAAACAUGUACAGAAGCACAUAUCAACACAGCUAGACGCUGUGGCAUUUCAGAGAUGUACCAGAGUGUAAAAAUGUUGCUACAAAACGGUUAAAAUUGUUCUUGUUUUUUUUUUCAGCUUUGUAUGUUGGCUUUACUGUUGAUGCACUGGAAUCACAAGGCAGAAAAUCAUCGAUUUCUCCUAAAUUUUUUGCGUGCUUCUGUGAUGACCCCUCUAAUCCCUCUGAGCUUCUUCCAAAGAUUAUUGUUUAUGGAUCUGAAAACACGUUUGUGUGAUCUGUUAGUGAUAACAAUGUAGAGCAGUCGUCUUCUCGUGUUUUUAGUUCAUCUUCUCGACCACUUCCUGUGAACUAAUACACACCUGCAAGCUAAAUUAAACGAAGUGUGAUUGUUGAAGAUUCAAACUGGUGUAAAAUAUACAGAGUUAGCAGAACUGAUAUUCUAUUUCACGAACUUAACCACACAGGAGAAACCGAGUUAGAUUAAAACUUCUUCUAGGUUUUUGUUGCUUCUAAACUCCAGAGCAGACAAAGUUAAUUUAAGGCCAGUUCUUUGACAUUUUGUUGCAGGAAAGAGGGGGGGAAAAAAAGUUGAAUUUCAGAGUUUUUGUGAAUUUCACUGUGUAUAGACAGUCAAUUAAAACAAAAAGUAUUUACCCUGA
This is a messenger RNA of Poeciliopsis prolifica (blackstripe livebearer), 3213 nucleotides long. It is a transcript of the gene wdfy2, whose product is annotated as WD repeat and FYVE domain containing 2. The record is from RefSeq and is a predicted model, not a curated record. The transcript has 12 exons. Gene Ontology annotation, molecular function: protein binding; metal ion binding. NCBI's taxonomy places the organism in Eukaryota, Metazoa, Chordata, Actinopteri, Cyprinodontiformes, Poeciliidae. The coding region runs from base 152 to 1411 and encodes 419 amino acids.